Molecule: messenger RNA, 1776 nt
Organism: Alternaria rosae
Lineage: Eukaryota; Fungi; Ascomycota; Dothideomycetes; Pleosporales; Pleosporaceae
Product: major facilitator superfamily domain-containing protein
Exons: 5
Coding region: 1-1611 (536 amino acids)
Biological process (GO): transmembrane transport
Molecular function (GO): transmembrane transporter activity
Source: RefSeq, a predicted model, not a curated record
AUGGAACAGAACGGCCCGUUCACUGAAGCGUCCCCAGCUGGCGAUAGCAAUGGCCAGCUUGACAACUCUGAAGACAAUAGUCCCGCUGCUGGAGAAAAAGCUCUCGAGGAGCCGGCGAACACCGUAGAAUAUCCAAAUGGUCUUCACAUGUUCUUCAUCAUGCUCGCGCUCGUGCUCAGCAUCACCCUUUGUGCUCUGGACCAGACCAUUGUUGCGACCGCUAUUCCAAAGAUUACCGACCGAUUCGACAGGAUGCAAGACAUCUCAUGGUACGGUUCGGCGUACUUCUUGACGCUCGGCGCGUUCCAGUCGCAGUGGGGCAAAGUGUUCAAAUUCUUUAACCUUAAAUACAGCUUCCUGGUGGCGAUCCUCAUAUUCGAAUGUGGCAGUCUGGUCAGCGCUGUUGCCCAAAACUCGACUACAGUUAUUGUCGGCCGUGCCCUUGCUGGUCUCGGUGCCUCGGGAGUAGCGCCUGGAGUAUACACGUUUUCCGCAUUUUCCGCCGAGCCUGGAAAGAGGGCCACUUACACCGGGCUCAUCGGAAUGACAUAUGGCAUCGCCGCUGUCGCUGGACCACUCAUUGGUGGAGGGCUUACCGAUGGAGCAUCUUGGAGAUGGUGCUUCUAUAUCAACCUUCCAGUUGGGGGUCUGGCAGCUUUGGUCAUUUUGAUCACCUUCAAGACUCCUGCAUCCGUUCCACGUGUACAAGCCACUGCCAAGGAGAAGAUUCUGCAGAUGGACUUUCCUGGGACUGCGCUUGUGAUGGGCGCAUCCCUCUGCUUACUUCUAGCUCUCCAGUACGGAGGAGUUACUCAUCCGUGGAAGUCCAGUCUCGUCAUAGGCUUACUCGUCGGCUUCGGGCUCAUGAUCAUCGCACUGAUCAUCGUAGAAAUCUGGCAAGGUGAGCGCGCUAUGCUGACACCACGUCUCAUGCGACAAAGGACCAUCUGGGUCAGCUCGAUAUGGGGUUUCUUCUUUGCUGGCGCGUACUUCAUCACGCUGUACUAUCUGCCCAUAUAUUUUCAGAGCAUUGAUGGCCAAAGUGCAAUUGGCUCUGGUGUUCGCAACUUACCUCUCAUAGCUUUGUUCAGCAUUUUCACGUUUGCAUCUGGGAAAGCCAUCUCGAAGACGGGUAUCGCCGCUCCAUUCCUCGUGGUCAGCUCGGUGAUGGUGACCAUCUCGGCUGGUCUGUUAUAUACCCUAGAUAUGUUGGCGGGCACUGGAUACGGAAUGGGCCUCCAGAUCCCGCUUAUCAUUGCGCAGGCUUUCGCCGAACCGAGCGAUAUUGCUCCUGUGACCGCGAUCAUUAUCUUCGCGCGAUCUAUUGGUGCUACAUUCAUGAUCGCAGCCGCACAGUGCGGCUUCGAGAACCAGCUCUUGCAGAAGCUUCGGACAACCACACCAAGUAUCAAUCGCUCCUUAGUCAUAUCUACCGGCGCCACAGCCCUGCGUCAAGCUUUUCACGAAGCCGAGCUGAACGGCGUCAUCCUCGCAUACGCCUGGGGUAUCAGGGUUGCGUUCGCAAUCACCAUCGUAUCCUGUGGCAUCACUGUCUUCACCAGCUUAGCGACGAGGUGGGACAAUACGAACAAGAAGAAAGCUACGAUUUGAUGUCCCCGCACGAGAUGCAAGUCUACGAUAUCGCAACAUCAGGUAAAAAAAUCUAAAGGCUAAGAAGUCUAUAGUUCUUGGAAGUCGUGGACUAGUAUCCUGUUAGAGUCUAUCAACUCAUGACUUAUGCUAUCACUAGGCUUUACAGCGUCAAGUUGGGUUGCU